Prorocentrum cordatum is the source of this 888-nucleotide messenger RNA. NCBI's taxonomy places the organism in Eukaryota, Dinophyceae, Prorocentrales, Prorocentraceae. The record is from the annotation of a GenBank genome assembly.
AUGAGGUCGCCGUUGCCAACGCCUUGGACUGUGAGGCAAUCGACCGUGAGUACGCCGAAAAGAAGGCGGCGUAUGAGAAGCUGGUGGCGGAGGCCGAGGAGAAGGAACGGGGAGGAUCCGCCGGAUCCUCCAGAUGGACUCGUGCUGGACGCGGACGAGGACGAGAAGGAGUCUGACAGGGCUAAGGCCAAGUUCGUCGAGCAGAAGCAGGCGGAGCAGCAGGUGCUGAAGGAGCUGACCGAGGCGCUCAAGGAGGCCCGUGGCGUCGUCCAGAAGAUUUCGGCCGACCGCGGGGAGGAGCCUACGCAGACGGCGCUGCGGUGGCACUGCAGGCCCUACGUAGAGCAGCGUGGCAGCAUCUUCAUCAAGCACCAGAUGGCGAAGGUCACGCCCUCGCAGUCCCUCGACCUUGCGCAGAGAGGGCUGGCGCAGACGUCCAGGUUCGAGAUGGCCGGCCCACUCUUCAUGGACACGCCGCUCUUCGCCGGAAGGCCCGACGCCUACAGGUACCCGACAGAAUUCCGGAGGCGGCUCUAUUACCCGAGGGGCACCGCCGAGCAGGAGCAGCUGCUCGAGCGACCCGUGGACUUCAUCUACCAGCCCUCGCCCAGCCGCGUGGCGGUGCACCCGGCGGUCGCCAUCUCUGGGCCACCGCUGGCGGGUAAGACCUUCCUCGCCAGGGCACUGGCAGAACGCACCGGCGCGGUUUACGUGUCGGUGCCAGAGGUAUUGGAGCGCCUCUGCAGCCAGUCCGCGAUGCCGUGCGGAUUGUCCCGCAGCAUUACCGAGGCCCUACGCGCUGGCGGGGACGUUCCCGAUCGGCUGCUUACGGAGGCGGUGCGGCAUCGGCUGUGCGCCGCGGACGGAGAAGUGGUGGAGCGCUCCUGA